AUGCUCCGGCGCGGCAUCUCCAAGAGUCGCGUCGCCGUCGACCUCGGCGGCCUCAUCGCCAAGCGGGGCAAUAAGCUCGCCGGGAAGGCCAUCGGCAACUUCCUCACCUUCAACGGCGUCGGCGCCGGAUGCCGGUCGAACGACGCCGACUCGCUGCGUGAGUACGAGUUCAGCUGCAGCAACAGCCCCGCCGCCGCCAUCAGCUUCUUCCCGUUCACCAAGCGCGGCAAGACGACGACCAAGUACGACGAGGUGGCCGUCGUGCAGAGAAUGGUGGAGAUGCUGAACUUCAACGAGGAAAUGGUGGCCUCGCCGAUGACGGCAGGGUUCGGGAGGAGCCCGACGAUGAUGAGGCAGCUAAGGAUAACGGACUCGCCGUUCCCGGUGAGGGAAGACGGCGGCGGGCAGGUGGACAAGGCGGCGGACGAGUUCAUAAAGAGGUUUUAUAAGGACUUGAAGUCGGAGAAAGCGACGUCGUUUGAGUCUCCUUACCAUAGCUUAUGGUAG
Linum tenue is the source of this 507-nucleotide messenger RNA. Lineage: Eukaryota; Viridiplantae; Streptophyta; Magnoliopsida; Malpighiales; Linaceae. The record is from the annotation of a GenBank genome assembly.